AGGAGGCGCUGCCACGUGUCAAACUUCGCGCCGAGCAAGGCUGCUGUCUUGGCCUUUCCAGCCGCCAGACCUGUCGCGAGCUUCCGCUUAUCCCACGCAAGCAAGCAAGCUUGGAACAGGGAUACGUGGAAUGCAGCUAGAAUGAAGCCGUGGCGCGGGACGCUUGAGAGCCCGCCUCGGCAUGGCGUGGCGUGGUGUCGCUGGGAGCUGGAAGAAAGCUGGACUCGACGAAAGCUGGGCCCCGCCGCUCGUCACUCGCAUGCCGACGCGAGUAAAGCUGGAAGCUGGACGGCGAGAAAGCGGCCUCGUUCGCCCCGCAGAUGGGCGCUGGACGCUGGACGCCAGAUUGAGAGACCGACGUCGUCACACCCCCCGAAGUGUGGAGUGCUUCUGCUUGAAAUUCCUGCUUCGGCUCGCUACGUGCAGAGAUGCUGCGGGCUGCCGAGAGCACGCGGCGAUGACGAACUGCGACUGCGACGGGAGGUGCUGGCGGAAGGGGAAGCGGCCGUAGCGAGACCGAUCGCCACGGGAUUGGCAGCCAUAGCGGAGCGGAUCGCGGAAUCGUGACGAGAAAGGGAAAGGCGUCUGCCGCUGCAGCCGAGUCGGUUGAGAAAGAUAAAGGAUCGGUGGGGAGGGGUGGAGGAUUCGUGCAGCGAGGAGCUGCAGCGAGCGAGGGGGGAGAACGAGGCACUGGCGGAUCGAGCCCCGUCGGAAAGGCGAGUGGCGCGCGUGGCGGGAAGGCGCGUGGGGGGUUAAAGCGGGUUUCGGCGGAGAAGGGGCGGAUUCUCGGAGAGGAGGAGCUUCGUCUUGGGGGCGACGAGGCGGAGGCGGAAGGAUCUCGAGGAGGGGGUGCGAGGGAGCCCGGGUUGAGAGGAGGGGCGCGCAGGGGGAGGGGAAGGGGGCGACGAGGGUGGCCGCGUAAGGCGAAGGCGGAAGGCCGGUUAGAGCGGGAAAAGGCCGCAGAGAAGGAGAGCGGAGGUGGCGGGGAGGGGGGUGAAGGCGCGGAGGAGGAAGGAGGCUGCAGGGAGCGGAGUCUGCUGAGCGGGUUGAGGCUGGAAGACUUUCCCCCGGUGGAGCAAGGCGUGCUGGUGGGCGAGAGAGAGGCGGCCAGUGAGACGCUGGAGGAGGAGGAGGAAGGGGAGGGGGAAGAGUGGGCAGGAGGGGGCGAGGAGGGGGAGGAGGUGACGGGGUUGGAGGAAGGGAGUGAGGAGGAAGGAGGGGAGGGCGUGCAGGAGGAGAUCCAGGGGCUGCUGAGAGACGCCUUAGUGGCAGAAGAGGCAGAGGAGAAGCAAGCGGAAGAGGCGCAGCAAGCAGAAUCGCUGUUAGCAGCAGCAGCAGGAGCAGGAGCAGUAGGAGCAGCAGCAAGAGAGGCUUCUGCUGCUGCAGUGACGGGAGAAGGGAUCACUAAGGAGAGACCUGUAAGGCCUCGAGAAGAGAGGGUCGGGUGGGUGGGGGGAAGCACAGGGCGCGUUGGGAAGGGUUUGAAGACAGGCGAGGUGCCCCAGACGUACUCGAGGAGGAGGGCGGGCGGGCAAGGAGGGGCGGAAGAAAAAGAGGGGCAGGCAGGGGAAGGUGAGGAGGGUGGAGCAGAUCAACAGAUGCAAGCUGCAGGCACAGGAGGAUCAAUAGAGCAAGGAGGAGCGGCAGCAGGGCAAGGAGGGGCAGCACCAGGGCAGGGUGGGUCAACAGUGACGGUGGUGACGAAGCGCCCUCGCAGAGAGACGGUGCCGGUGUCAGAGGAGCAGCAGGUGGUGCGAGUCACAGAGGCCACUGUACAGAUGCAAGUGCGGGGAGAGGGAGAAGGGAGGGAAGCUGCAGCUGCAGCUGAGGUUGAGGCAGUGCUUGGCGGCGUUGCUUCCCUUCUGCCUGCGACGGCCCAACCGAUUGCCGAGAUGGCUGGUGGUUCGGAUGCCCCUGCAAAGCAGCCGCAGGAGAAGCAGCAGCAGAAGCAGCAGGAGAAGCAGCCAGUGGCAGGUGCAGGAGCAGAAAAUGGUGGCACGAGGGGGCUGCGCCAACACCUGCAGUGGCGGCAGCAUCUCCAGCAACGAGUGCAGCCCCCAAGACUCCAACUGUGGCCCCCACGGGGAACUUACCUUCCCCAGCUGGAGCGCCAGCAACACCAUCUGCUGCACCUGCUGUGCCCGCUGCUUGGCGACUGGACGACCAGCAGCCGACUGACAUGGGAGGUCAGGCCGGAAGAGAGCAACAGGUGGCUGUGAAGACUGCGGAGGGCCCCAGGGGAGGUGGCGCAGCUACUGGGGUGCAGGGAAUGAAGCGCCCUGCUGCUAUGAUGACCCAGGGAGGCGCUGGAGGGCUGAGUGUUGCCGGGGGUGGGACCUCUGUAGGGCUAGGUUUUCCUGGUGGGUCUGUGGGGCUUGGUGCGCCUGGUGUUGGCGGAACCAGUGUGGGGUUGGGCGGCAUGGUGUCAGCGAUGGACGGGCGCAUGGUGGAGAUGGCGGUGCGGCACGCCAUGGCGGCACGCGUGGAGGGGCAGAGGAGGGCAGUGGAGGAGAGGAGGAGGGCGGUGAGGCAGAUGCGGCUGCAGGAGGAUCGGAGGAGCAGCGAGGCCACAAGGCUGCAGGCCGAGAGGGAUGCUCACUUAAGGGAGAUGGAUGACACACUGCAGGAGCUGGUUGCGAGGGCCGAGGGUCUCGAGAGGGCAGCCAAGGAAGCACGGCGGGUGGCAGACAGAGCUGUGCAGGACAAGGCAGCACAGGAGGCGGCGAUCAGAGAGAGAUACCAGGCGCUCCUAUCAGACGACAAGGAGUGGGAGGCACUUGCAGAGGCGCAACGUGAGUUCGAAGCUCAACAGGCGGAGCUGCAGGAGCUUGAAGCAAAUCAGUCAGCUCUGGUUGAAGCCCUCACGGCUAAGUUCUGGGGCGAUGUGAAGAGACAGUUGUAUGGCCGCGAUGAUUGAAGCUGCUGCUAAGGCGGUACCAUGAUUUAAAACAGCUGAGGCGGUGCAGUCGAAAACAAGGUUCUGGGGAAACUGUUAACGUAGAAACGAAUGAUUACUAGAGGUGGAAACCUAGAACAAAUACUAGUUGGUUGUACUCACUAGAAGCAUACCUCAAAGACCUUUUGACAGGGAUGAUUGAAGCUGCUGCUGGUUGGCGCGUGGAGUCUUAGGGGGCAUCUGAUGGCAUUCUGCAAUAUCAUUGCUGUGACGGUGCUAGUGGUUUGUACAAUGUGUAAAUACUACAUGCUGCCAUGUUCAGUUUGGUUUGGGGUGGUCGAGGGCGAAGUCCUACGAAGUAAGAUCAGAAUAAAAACGCGAAAUCCAU
Closterium sp. NIES-67 is the source of this 3284-nucleotide messenger RNA. Lineage: Eukaryota; Viridiplantae; Streptophyta; Zygnematophyceae; Desmidiales; Closteriaceae. The record is from the annotation of a GenBank genome assembly.